UGAGAGUGUUGUUUUCUGUUGCUGCCGGGAACACACAGAGCUGCCAAGGUCGGUGAAAGUACUGCACACAGCCAGGCUUCGGUGCUGAGCUCCCGUAGACUCCUACACCGAGAGACAUACCGAGACACAAAGAAAGCGGAUGAUAUAAACCGCAGCCUGACGUCCUCCACCAGAGAAGGUUUGCUGGAAUGGGUAACCUGCUAAAAGUCCUAACAAGGGAAAUAGAGAACUAUCCACACUUUUUCCUGGACUUUGAAAAUGCACAGCCGACAGACGGCGAGCGUGAGGUGUGGAACCAGGUGAAUUCAGUCCUCCAGGAGUCUGAGAGCAUUCUGGGAGGCCUGCAGUCUUACAAAGGGGCUGGCCAGGAGAUCAGAGAUGCGAUCCAGAACCCCAGUGAUCACAGCCUGCAGGAGAAAGCGUGGAACUCCGUCUGCCCGCUGGUCAUCAAACUCAAGAGGUUUUACAGCUUCUCCCUCAAACUAGAGAAGGCUCUGCAGAGUUUGUUGGAGUCCCUGACGUGUCCGCCCCUCACGCCCACUCAGCACCUGGAGAGGGAGCAGGCGCUGGCCAAACAGUUUGCUGAGAUCCUCCACUUCACUCUGCGCUUCGAUGAGCUCAAGAUGAGGAAUCCUGCCAUCCAGAAUGACUUCAGCUACUACAGAAGGACCAUCAGCAGAAACCAGAUAAACAACAUGAACCUGAACAUAGAGAAUGAAGUCAACAACGAGAUGGCCAACAGGAUGUCUCUGUUCUACGCGGAGGCCACGCCCAUGCUGAAAACACUCAGCAAUGCAACCACCAGCUUUGUGACAGAGAUGAAAGGCUGCAUAAAAGUCCUGAAGGACCAGCCAGCAGACAACGUAGAAGGUCUCCUGAAUGCACUCAAGUUCACCACAAAACACCUGAAUGACGAGACCACUCCGAAGAACAUCCGGACGAUGCUCCAGUAAUAUUCCUUCUCUCUUAUAUAAAUAUAUAUAAAUAGAUAUGAAGAGGAUCACUGACCUCAGAUAAGAUGUAUAUGUUUACAUUAUUUAAAGAGUCGAUGUUAAUACUUUUGUGUAUUUGCAUAGUGAUUCCCUCCAAGUUACUGAAGCCUGCAGAUCAUGAUCACGCUGUGCAAACAGAAAGAAGCUCGAGCGGUCAGAGCACAGAUGAUGGUUGCCUCUCAGCCUUACAUGUACUGAGCUUUGCGAGCACUCACAGAUAAAGAUCCCAGGCAGCAGAAAACGUCCUUUAAAAUGUACUUUUUAAAUUUUUUAUUUGGAACUGUGGCCAUCAAACUGUUUCUCCUCAAAUCCAGACAGACACUGAAGAUAUUUCAUCUUCACGUGUCGACUCGCGCACAAUGAGACGCACAAUCAUUCUAAUCGUUUGUGUCACCGUGAAGGGCUGAAGACUAAAGCAGCGGGCGACGUUUCACUAAGAGCACCUCGGUGUGUUCUCUCUCUUCUCUGUGUUCAAACUCCAGCAGCCUUUGAAUUAAACCCACUGUGAACAUGAAACCUGACUUUGCACGUCCAGUGAGAUCCAGCGUGUCAAAGCUGAGGCGACUGAUGAGACGUCACUGAACCCACCGCGUUUUACUCAGUCGUGUUUGACUUGCGUGACAAUAAUUGUGUGUUUUCUGUCUUCUGAGUGACUUUUAAUCUGCGAGGCUUUGCUGUUGAACUUUCUUUAAAAGAAAAGCCAAAAAUGUCUUUAAUUCUGAAUAAAUUCUGUUUUUCUUGGAAGGAUUUCCACUUUUGUUUUUGAGUCUCUUUGAGGAAAGUAACGUUUCUCCUGGACUGGGAGGGGAAAUGUGUCCAGAUUGUUUUUGAUCAUGUGUAAAUUCAUCACAGUCUUCUGAGCAAUUCCAAGACUCACGCCUGAGAAGACAAACUCAAAUCAAACAUCGGUUGUUGUCACUGAUCUGUAGCUCGUUCUUCUAAAACGCUCUGCUGUCGCUUUAGAAGAACGCUUCUCUCUGAUUUUGGGGGAUUUGGUUUCGAGCCUGCUCACAGUCGGUUGGACAAUCUGUGCUUUAAUUUUAGUUUUAGUUCAUUUGUGCUGUCAUCUGAUCACCGGUGCAUCAGGACAGCACGUCUAUGAAUCCUCGUGCACAGCAGUCAACUUUCACUGUUCAACUGCUGUACGCUCUGUUGUUGGAGCCUUUUUACACCGCAACCUAAUUACAGUAAUAACUGUGUCAUCCACCGAGUGACGAUUAACCCCUGUGGUGUCCGUGGCUCACUGCGAAGCGCCACGUUUGCCUUAAAAUCUGCCGCAGGCCGCCACGUGUUAGGACGUAACCUGUGAAACAUCCAGUUUUACUUUAUUUUGAAUCCAAAAGCCAUAAAUACACUCUGGUCUCUAACGUUCAUCCUCUGAUCAGUUAACAGUAAAUUAACACCGUCUUUCAUAUAAGUUUCUUUCUCUUGUAUUUAGUAAUAUAUAUAUAUAUACACACAUUUUGGACGCCAUGUUUCUAUGAAAGCUCGUUUGAAGCCGGCUGUGCGUAUGAGAGAUAUUUCAUAUCUGACUGAAGUGGAUUUUUUUAUUAUUAUUAAUAAAAAAAGACAUUGUCUGUCAUAAUUGAUGCACACGAGGCUUCCCUCUUUGCCCAACAUGCUGUGUGUUGACAAGUUGCUUUGAAUACUGAUCAAAAUCAGUUACUUUGUCUCAAACUGACAUUUACUGUUUAGUAUUUCUGUUCAGACUCACUGGUGUUAGAAAUGCUUUUGCUGUGUUGUUGCAUAUUGAAUGGGACGUGUGGACUGGAUAAUAAAGGUGGUACAUUUCUUACACACA
Molecule: messenger RNA, 2793 nt
Organism: Neolamprologus brichardi
Lineage: Eukaryota; Metazoa; Chordata; Actinopteri; Cichliformes; Cichlidae
Source: RefSeq, a predicted model, not a curated record